AUGCUGACGGAACAGCUUCACCUCUUUAAAAACACAUCAAAACUCUUCAAUCUGUUUAGAUAUUUAUUCCUUGACCCUUUAACACCAACCAGCCUUGGCAUCCAGUUGCCCAGAGAAGCCAGCAGCAUCUCCACUGGAGUGGACCCUGAAACCUGCCUCUGCCUUACUGGUGGUUCCUGCACCUGUGCUGGCUCCUGCAUGUGCGAGGGAUGCAAACGCACCUUUUGCAAGAAAAGCUCCUGCUGCGCAGAGUGCAAGAAAUGCGCCAAGGACUGUGUGUGCAAAGGUGGGGGGGGGGAGGCUGAGGCUCAGAAGUGCAGCUGCUGCUAA
Messenger RNA from Miniopterus natalensis, 330 nucleotides. The record is from RefSeq and is a predicted model, not a curated record. NCBI's taxonomy places the organism in Eukaryota, Metazoa, Chordata, Mammalia, Chiroptera, Miniopteridae.